Molecule: messenger RNA, 1387 nt
Organism: Gadus macrocephalus (Pacific cod)
Lineage: Eukaryota; Metazoa; Chordata; Actinopteri; Gadiformes; Gadidae
Exons: 6
Coding region: 307-552 (81 amino acids)
Source: RefSeq, a predicted model, not a curated record
UUUUUCCUCCCAGGGAACGAGGAGAAGCAGAAGAAGAAGCGCAUGCCGUUUCUAUAGUAACUUAGUUUGCACUGUAAACGCUGUUUAGCCAAGAAGCUAACGGGGUUGUUCAUGAUUAUCGGGCUAUAUUUGGUCUGGCCAUUGCACAUAUAAGCAUGACUAAAUUACACUACAGAGUCCUGGUAAGAUAGAAACGUGAUCAUGUUUCAAUUUGUGAUGCUGGGAACCAGGAGGCGAGCUUCCUCCGGAGAAGUGAACCAUUAAAGACAUGUCUUCCCCAGAAUCAACGGUGGCGGUCCUGCCCAUAUGGGCAUGGCGCUGCCUCUUCCCGCCGUGCUGAUGAUUGCUGUCGGCAUUUACGUCUUCGUCCUCGCGAUGGCGCUCUGGUUCCGCCAUUGUCUCAAGGACCGCUGUACAGGCAUGUGGAAGGGACUGCUGUCCGGACCUCUCCCCCUGAAUGUUGAGUGUGCCAACUGGGACUGCACCUGCACAUGCCAGCCGCCCGAGUGCGAAUCCUGCAACUGCCUCUGCUUCGAGAUCAAGCUCCGCUAGCGUGAAACACCUAAGGGGGUCCCCUCUGCGCCGGUGGACGCGUGGUGACCGAUGAUCCACGGAUGGAGGGUGUCCGAGCGCACAGCGGUCGAAUGCUUUUGUGAUACACGGCGCCAGGCUGUUGUCGGGACCACAGGGGCUGGUGUGUAUCUAGACGUUCCGCUCUUUCCAGCUCGGUUGGUGCAUUUGUUUGAAAAGAGCAGACUCUCAGACACCACCGGACUGACUUUCACACAGACAGUGUUGUGUUUUGACGCAACAAAGGCACAUGUGAAUAUGUUGCGUCAUAGGUUCACGUGAAUGUCUGUAUCCUUCUUUCAUACCACUGUGCGCGAGUGAUCUGCAUUUGUACCUGUGCUGCCUUCCCUCGAUUACAACUUUUGUUACUGUGUCAAAUAUAAUCUUAAUAUUCGAUAUGAUGUUCUUUUAUCCCAGGUGGGAAAUUACAAUAACAUAUACUUGUUUACAACACUGUUUGGUAUUUUACUUUUUUUAUUAGAAAAUUAACUCUACAUGAUUUGAGUUCCUUAUUGCCUUCGCGCUAUAUUUGCUAUUCUUUUUUUUUUAAUCUUUGAUGUUCUUCAUAUCCAUUAGGUACAUAAUGCUUAUUUUAUAUAGAUUUUAGUACAGUUAUAAAGUCACUUGUUUAAUGUACUAUAUAUGUUCUACUCUUAAGUAGAACAAUAUAUUGUUUACUCUCAUUCCUUGUGUGAGUGUUGGACAUUUGUAGCGCUGCAUAAUGCUCUGUUGCCAACACAACUUUUCCAAAACAAAGGAGGGAGAGAGAGAGAGAGAGAGAGAGAGAGAGAGUGAGAGACAGAGAGAGGGACGGAGA